Miniopterus natalensis is the source of this 3831-nucleotide messenger RNA. The record is from RefSeq and is a predicted model, not a curated record. NCBI's taxonomy places the organism in Eukaryota, Metazoa, Chordata, Mammalia, Chiroptera, Miniopteridae.
GGGAAGCUGCUUGUGGGUCCUUUCCCUUUGCAUGUGUGCCCAGGUGGAGGCUGGGCUGGUCCCUGCACUGGCCAGGUGUGAUGGCCCCGACAGGGUUGGCAUUCACACUAAUGGGGGGGGGGCGUCCUGGCCACAGCUGAGCUUCUGCUCUCCACGGGCUCUGAGCGCUCACUCUGCUCCAGACUGACUGGCCCUCGAGCACGCCCCCACUCGCACAGGCCCCGCCUGUUCUUUCCUUGGGGGAGCAGGAGGCAGUCCUGGCAGUGCCAGAGGUCCCCUCCACACUGCGGACGGCUGCUCGGCCAGGACAGGCGGUGUGAGUUUUAUGACCGGGAAGAGCUGUGGCCCUCGCAGACCUCAGUGUUCCCUUGUCUGUCUGCUGACUGAGGGCUCCUCGGAUAGUCACAGAACAGUUGUUGGAAAGUAAUGUCAGCCGCCUCUCCUCGCACCAGAACGCUGCCUUACUUUUGUCAGCCUUAAGAAAUCCUCUGUUUCAGAGUCACUUUAUGGCUCUGAGCACGUCACUUCUGUCUGCCAUCCGAGGGUUGUCACAGCCGCAGCAGAACCUGGAGCCUCGCAGGCGCCUCCUGUCCGACCCUGGAGUGCUCACCAGAGCUCAGCCUUGAAAUCCGUGCUCUGGCUGGGAGUCCUCACUUGCCCCAAAGUGUAUUUCAGGCAAAUUAAGGCCCCUCAUGGUUCCUGAUACUUGGUCUGUCGCAGUGUCCCAGGGACCUGGCUGUGGAGACGAGCCCUUGCUGCCCUUGGUGGCCUGCCGUGGUCACCCUGUGCCUUGACCACCCCAGUCGAGCCUGUGGGGGACAGUACUGUGUUGCUCCCCGGCCCAGGGCCUUAGACGAGCCUGGGGAAAGCAGCCCCCUCUGCCCUUGCACACUGGGAAAACUACCUCCUUCCCCACUAGUCACCAUGGGCAGUCACGCGUGGGCUGUUCAGUGAAAACAGUGAAUGUGUCAGCUUUUUUCUUUGGAUCAUUUUCAAAAUCAGAGCUUAAAACAGAAUUUUCCCAAACUGCUACUGAGCACCAAGGUUGCCCAGAAAUAGGACCACUUCCUCUCCCCGACCUGGCCGGCAGGGUGACUACUGGACAGCCUCCAGCCCGGUCAGCCCCCAAAGGAGUAGAGCGGGUGGGUCUCGGAGCCCAUCCUCGGUGUCCUAGUGCCUGCGGAUCUUUAGGUUCAAGUGCCCACAACCCAUGUCUCGGGAAGAAAGUGUGUGGAGGGCUUGCGUUCCGGUCCCUCCCAUCCUGCUUCUAAAUGUGUGCGUUUGUGUCCUGCCCGCAGGUGGGUCGCUGACCAAGCUGGCCUAUUACUCCACGGUCCAGCACAAAGUCGCCAGGGUGAGGUCCUUCGACCUCUCAGGCCAGGAUGCGGAGCAGGACCACGAGUCGCCCUAUGAGAUCUCCGUCCAGGAGGAGGUGACCGCUCGGCUACACUUCAUCAAGUUCGAAAACACCUACAUAGAGGCCUGCUUGGACUUCAUCAAAGACCACCUGGUCAACACAGAGACCAAGGUCAUCCACGCGACCGGGGGCGGGGCCUACAAGUUCAAGGACCUCAUUGAGCAGAAAUUGGGACUAAGAGUUGACAAGGAGGAUGUGAUGACCUGCCUGAUAAAGGGGUGCAACUUCGUGCUGAAGAACAUCCCGCAUGAGGCCUUUGUGUAUCAGAAAGAUUCUGACCCCGAGUUCCGAUUCCAGACAAAUCACCCCAACAUUUUCCCAUAUCUUUUGGUCAACAUUGGUUCUGGGGUCUCUAUUGUGAAGGUGGAGACCGAGGACAGGUUCGAAUGGAUCGGUGGCAGCUCCAUCGGAGGUGGCACCUUCUGGGGGCUUGGGGCCCUGCUCACCAAAACAAAGAAGUUUGAUGAGCUACUGCAUCUGGCCUCCAGGGGGCAGCACGCCAACGUGGACAUGCUGGUGCAGGACAUCUACGGUGGGGCCCACCAGACCCUGGGGCUCAGCGGCAACCUCAUCGCCAGCAGCUUUGGGAAGUCAGCUACUACUGACCAAGAGUUCUCCCAGGAGGACAUGGCCAAGAGCCUGCUGCACAUGAUCAGCAAUGACAUCGGGCAGCUCGCCUGCCUCUACGCGAAGCUCCAUGGCCUGGACCGGGUGUACUUCGGCGGCUUCUUCAUCCGGGGCCAUCCAGUCACCAUGCGCACCAUCACCUUCAGCAUUAGCUUCUUCUCCAAGGGGGAAGUCCAGGCGCUGUUCCUGAGACAUGAAGGCUACCUGGGAGCCAUCGGAGCGUUUCUAAAAGGAGCUGAACAAGACAACCCGAACCAGUACAGCUGGGGAGAGAACUACGCCGGCAGCUCCGGGCUGAUGAGCUCAUCCCCCGAGCUCUGCCCCACGCAGCGGGCAAAGAGCGGCACCUUCGACUUGCUGGAGAUGGACCGGCUGGAGAGACCGCUGGUCAACCUGCCGCUGCUUCUGGACCCAUCUUCCUACGUGCCAGACACGGUGGACCUCACGGACGACGCCCUGGCCCGCAAGUACUGGCUCACCUGCUUCGAGGAGGCCCUGGAUGGGGUAGUGAAACGUGCUGUGGCGAGCCAGCCGGGAUCCGUGGACGCGGCUGAGAGAGCCGAGAAGUUCCGCCACAAGUACUGGGACAAGCUGCAGACGCUGCGACACCAGCCCUUUGCUUACGGGACCCUGACUGUGCGCAGCCUUCUGGAUACGAGGGAGCACUGUUUGAAUGAGUUCAACUUCCCAGAUCCUUACUCCAAAGUGAAGCAGAAGGAGAACGGUGUGGCCCUGAAGUGCUUCCAGAGGGUGAUCCACGCCCUGGACGCGCUGGGCUGGGAGGAGCGGCAGCUGGCCCUGGUGCAGGGUCUGCUAGCCGGGAACGUCUUCGACUGGGGAGCCAAGGCUGUGUCUGACGUCCUUGAAUCUGACCCCCAGUUUGGGUUCGAGGAGGCGAAGAGGAAGCUGGAAGAGCGGCCCUGGCUGGUGGACUCCUACGGCAAGUGGCUUCAGAGAAUGAAGGGGCCCCCUCACAAAUGUGCCUUAAUUUUCGCAGAUAACAGUGGAGUAGACGCCAUUUUGGGAGUCUUCCCCUUUGUCAGGGAGCUUCUGUCUAGAGGGACGGAGGUCAUCCUGGCGUGCAACUCGGGGCCCGCCCUGAACGACGUGACCUACAGCGAGUCCCUCAUUGUGGCCGAGCGCAUCGCGGCCAUGGACCCUGUUGUCCACUCGGCGCUCAGAGAAGAGAAACUGCUGCUGAUGCAGACGGGCUCCAGCUCCCCGUGCCUAGACCUCAGCCGCCUGGACAAGGGGCUGGCCAUGCUGGUGCGGGAGCGCGGCACGGACCUGGUGGUCAUCGAGGGCAUGGGCCGCGCCAUCCAUACCAACUACUACGCGGCCCUGCGCUGCGAGAGCCUGAAGCUGGCCGUCAUCAAGAACUCCUGGCUGGCGGAGCGGCUGGGCGGCCGGCUUUUCAGCGUCAUCUUCAAGUAUGAGGUCCCUGCUGAGUGACGCACCCGCCAUGGGCCUCUGCUCACCGCUUGUCAGGAAUGGACUCGACCGCGACAGGGACGCCGUGCUCACACCGGAAUAUUUAUGUUGUGCUGUGACUGGGCCCGUGCGCCCGAGCGGCCUGGCGCUCCUGCGUGGGCUCGUUUCUUCAAUGCUGCCGUGUUCGUGGUGGAGACGACCUGUCAGCGGGACAUUCGUAUUGGAAUGUAUUUAACUGUUAAAUAAUGUUUUAUAUAUAUAUUAAAUAUAUAUAUAUAUAUACACACACACCUGUGUCUCUGACAGGACACGGGCUCGAGGUGCGCACCAAAUACCAAAUAGAGUUUCUAGAGCGA